Messenger RNA from Erythranthe guttata (spotted monkey flower), 1317 nucleotides. Its product is annotated as YebC-like protein. Gene Ontology annotation, cellular component: chloroplast. The record is from RefSeq and is a predicted model, not a curated record. Lineage: Eukaryota; Viridiplantae; Streptophyta; Magnoliopsida; Lamiales; Phrymaceae.
AAAAAAAAAGUGAAUGAGGUUUUAGAGGGUAUUGAGGAUAAGAAAAACCCUCCCAAUUUCAUGUAAGAAGAUGUCGUGUUCAUCAACAACAAUUAGAGCUUUUGGUUCGUUACUCGUCAGAUUUUCAAAUGGGGUUUCUCUUAAACCCUCCAACUCUCUCUCUCUAAAUAGUUAUUUGAGCAGAAAGCUAUCAUCUUUAGGUGGGUACUCAUCUUCUGGCAAAUGGGUUUCAUUUGAAAAUGGAGUUCAUGAUAGAAAGAUCUCAACUUUCACACCUUUGUGUAUGGGUAGGCGAUCCUGUAAAAUUGCUGGCAGAAAGACUGCUCAGGAUGCUAAGAAAACAAAGCUGUACGCUAGAUUUGGGAAGGAAGUCGUAUCUGCUGUCAAGAAAGGUGGUCCGAGUCCUGUAUCUAAUACAGCUUUGGCCGCUCUAUUCGAGAAAGCAAAGGAGCUCGAUAUCCCAAGGGAUAUUAUUGACCGCAAUAUCAAACGAGCUUCAGAAAAGGAUCAAGAAGCCUACAUCGAGAAAUUCUACGAGGUGUAUGGCUACGGUGGAGCAGGAAUGGUGGUUCAAGUGCUAACGGAUAAAGUGAAUAGAUCUGUGGCUCGUGUUAGAGAAGUUGUGAGGGACUACGGUGGGAAAAUGGCGGAUUCUGGAUCGAUGAUGUUCAAAUUUAAACGUGCUCGUGUUUUAAAUAUAAAGUCCAAAGAUGCCGACAAAGAUCAGCUUCUUGCCAUUGCUUUAGAUUCUGGUGCUGAUGAUGUCAUCGAGCCCUCAUCCGAUGAAGAUGAUGCCGAAGAAGAUUCUGAGAGUUACUAUAAAAUAGUAAGUUCGAUGGAAAACUACACCGCCAUAUUGACAAGACUCAAAGAGGAAGGAAUCACAUUUGAAACCGACAACGGGUUCGAGCUUGUUCCCUUAACACCCGUUGAGGUUGAUGACGAGGCAAUGGAUUUGAACAAGGAGAUGAUGGCGAAACUACUCGAGCUAGACGAUGUGGAUGCAGUAUAUACAGAUCAGAAAUGAUUUCGCCACUUCAAUUUUGAAACGGAGGUUUUUUGGCCGUUGGAUUUCAUACGCUUACAAGGUAAUCUUGAAUUCACUCAUGGGAGAAUUAGUAUCUCGUCGCAGAGAAAAAAAAAAGAAAGAAAUAGAGCAAAAUUUUAGAUAGCACAGUCAAUAACUUUUCCGAUACGCAUUAUACCGUUUAUUGUCGAACAAGAGCACGAAAAAUAAAAUUGCCUAUUUGUAUCAAGUUACGGACAAAUCAUAGUUUCAUCAACUCUCAUUGAUUCAAACAUUGAUUUCGUGUCUGA